CAUGGCGCGAUAUUAGUACGUCACGACCAUGUGACGUCACAUCAGCGGGCGGAAGCCGCCUCUGUCUGUCAGGAGCAGUCUGUGUGUGUCCCAUUACUGGGUUACUUGGAGCCAUGUGUGAGGUGGAGGACGGGGAUUGCGGGAUCCUAGGGAGAGAGAAGCCCCAUAAGAGGUUAGGGCAAACAUGUAUAAAGUGCGAGGAAGGUUCUGCUGCCCUGAUCAUACGUGUGGGAGACGCAUUCUGCAAGUCCUGCUUCAAAGAAUAUUUUGUGCACAAAUUCCGAGCUAUGCUGGGUAAAAACAGAGUAGUGUAUCCAGGAGAGAAGGUUCUCCUGGCCUAUUCAGGGGGGCCAUCAUCAAGUGCAAUGAUCAAGCAAGUUCAAGAGGGCUUGAGUCGUGAUGCUCCUAAAAAGUUGCGCUUUAACCCUGGGGUUCUUUUCAUUGAUGAAGGGGCGGUGUGUGCUCAGAGUUGGGAGCAGAGGGACCGGGUCAUUUCUGAAAUCCAGAAUGUUUUACAAAAAAACACUUUCCCAUUUCACGUUGUGCCCUUGGAGCAGGUUUUCUCUCUGACAAGAUCUGUGCUGCAGACGAAUCCCCCUACAGAGAACACGGAGCAGGCAGAGAAUUACAAGCAGGCAGUGAGCAGUUUUUUGGGACAGCAGAGGGCACAUGGAGAGGAUGGGCUAUUAGAAGCUGAUGCAUUGGCUCAGUUGUGUGUUGCAGACUCUGCAGGUCCAGAACGCACUGACACUUUGCCAAUCAGCACCCCAUGUAGCCGCCCUCCAGCAGAAUACACUACCGCACUGAUGGAGAUCUUUACCUCUGCCAGGACACAGACUGCCAAACAGGAGCUGCUGCAAUCUCUCCGGAACCAUCUGAUCCUGCACGUAGCCCGCACCGGUGGCUAUUCCAAAGUGAUGACCGGUGAAAGCUGCACACGCCUGGCGGACAGGUUGCUCGCCAACAUCUCACUGGGACGUGGGGCCUUUCUGCCAUUGGACACGGGGUUCUCUGACCACCGCUAUGGAGAUGUUGUCAUUGUCCGGCCCAUGAGAGAUUAUUCUCUUAAAGAAAUUUCCUUCUAUAAUAGAUUUUUUAAGGUCCCAUCUGUCUUCAUCCCAACAAUGGACACUAAGGCUCCUGAAAACAGCAGCAUCCAGCGUCUGUCGGAGUCCUUCAUCACCAAGCUGCAGGCAGACUUCCCCUCCACCGUGAGCACAGUUUACAGGACCAGUGAGAAGCUCAAUGUUUCCAGGACAGAAAUGAAACGAGAGAUCAGCCAGCAGGAAAGGUGUCUGCUCUGUAUGUGCAAUAUAGACACACAUGUAGGCACGGCCUCCGCAUUCUAUGCCACGCAAGUCUCUCAGCAUCUCUCCCAGAAGAGACCAACUAACGGCACAGAGCCUGGAACGCAAUGCUGCAACAAAGAACAGUGCUGUGAAAGAUCGGCCUCUCAUCCCACCAGUGCACCCGAUACACAAGACUUUGUGCGUUUGUUAUGCUACAGCUGUAGAGUGACCCUCAGGGAUCUGCCGUCUGUGAGCAGCUUACCCCCGUACAUCCUGCAGGAGGCGGAGCACAGGAGUCACAGGUUGGAGAUGAGGAAAGAGAUACAGGAAUUUCUGAUUGAUGAAGAUUCUGAUGAUAUUUGAAGCCAUCAUAAUUAAUCCCAGACCAGAAAGUGUGAUGUGACCAGAUAAAGAAGACCUUGGCUGGAUGAAGAUUCGGUGAACCUUAUAUCGCACGCAUAUAGCGGAAUCUGUAUUACUCUGCCAUGCCAUCCAAAGUGUUUUAUUACAUUUUAUUUUUUCUUAAACUGGAAAUGUAUUUAUAAAACAGAGAGUAACUUUUUAUCUACCAAUAAAGUGGAUUUUAUAAUGGAAA
Molecule: messenger RNA, 1884 nt
Organism: Pseudophryne corroboree (corroboree frog)
Lineage: Eukaryota; Metazoa; Chordata; Amphibia; Anura; Myobatrachidae
Gene: CTU2
Product: cytosolic thiouridylase subunit 2
Exons: 15
Coding region: 114-1652 (512 amino acids)
Biological process (GO): tRNA wobble position uridine thiolation
Cellular component (GO): cytosol
Molecular function (GO): tRNA binding; sulfurtransferase activity
Source: RefSeq, a predicted model, not a curated record